AACCAGCAGCAGUUGCUGGCUGGGCUCCUCUGUAACUAUAAAAACAUCCCAAGUGCCUCUACAUCCUCCCAUCAACCGAACACAAAUAUUUCCCUCUAUUUUCAUCAGAAGUACCCAAUUGAUUAGAAAGAAGUUUGUAAAGAGAUGGCAACUUCAGUAAGCAGAGCAUCUUGGAUCGUGGCUGCAAGCGUGGGAGCAGUUGAAGCACUCAAAGAUCAAGGAGGAGCGUGCAGAUGGAACUAUGUGUUGAGAUCCCUCCAUCAACACGCUAAGAGCAACAUAGGUUCCUCUUCUCAAGUCAGAAGAAAACUUCCCGCUUCUGCUUCUUCUUCAAUUGAUAAAUUAAGGGAAGAGAGGAGACAAGAGAAAGCUAGGCAGUCUGAGGAGUCAUUGAGAAAAGUUAUGUACUUGAGCUGCUGGGGACCCAAUUAGAUGGAUAUAUAGAUUGAUGUUAGGGUCAAAGCACGGAGAUGGCCCAAAGAUCAAAUUAAGAGAUCGGUUGCCUUCGAUUCUUCUUUGAUUUGUACACAAUU
Messenger RNA from Asparagus officinalis (garden asparagus), 533 nucleotides. RefSeq lists its product as uncharacterized. The record is from RefSeq and is a predicted model, not a curated record. Bases 145 to 432 code for a protein of 95 amino acids. Lineage: Eukaryota; Viridiplantae; Streptophyta; Magnoliopsida; Asparagales; Asparagaceae. The transcript has a single exon.